Molecule: messenger RNA, 3446 nt
Organism: Etheostoma spectabile (orangethroat darter)
Lineage: Eukaryota; Metazoa; Chordata; Actinopteri; Perciformes; Percidae
Gene: igfbp6b
Product: insulin-like growth factor binding protein 6b
Exons: 4
Coding region: 1349-1954 (201 amino acids)
Biological process (GO): regulation of insulin-like growth factor receptor signaling pathway
Cellular component (GO): extracellular region
Molecular function (GO): fibronectin binding; insulin-like growth factor I binding; insulin-like growth factor II binding
Source: RefSeq, a predicted model, not a curated record
ACAGAUCAAGGGCUUAGUAGUGAUCAUCUGAAGUUGCCACCAGUGUGGAAAGUCCUACCUGGCUGAGUGGAGCAAUGGAUUGCAUUAUUAGCAGUUUGGCUCGGGCCGGUUGAUGUGCAUUCCUGCAAAAUUGAGCUAUCCACCUCCUCCUACCAAUUAUCCAGAUGAUUACCCUUCCAAUUCAAACAACUGGUGAGCAAAAUCCUUCGCUGCCCUCACACUCCAACAUGUCAUAUGGUCCAUGAAGUCAGUUAAUAUCUGACAGCUGCUGAAAUGUAAUCUAGGAGUUAAGUUGCUUAUUAAAGACUGGAUUAGUCUUUUUGCCAAGGCAAUGCAUAACACAUCUGAAACAUAUCUGACUUAGCAGUGGUUUGAUUAUGCUGAAGCACAGUUUCAGUUAUAUGCUUGUAUGCUACAUAAAUUGUCACACUUCUGUUUUUAACGUACAUUCAGGAGAUCACUGACUUUGUUUCUUCACUUACGUACUUAUUUAUUUAGCAUAAAACUCAUUAAUUCAAAUGCUCCAAACUUUGGUGUGUUUCUGUAAUUGUCAAAAAGACAGAGUAGGUCAUGUGUGGAACUUGUGGCGCUGUAUCAUUACAUGUUUGUCCAGGACAUAUUCUGUACAGGAUCCAAGCAGGAGAAUCCACACAGCUUAGCAUGUAUUGUAGCAAAUGGCAUUGCAGUGGUGAGGAUGAUGGAGGCACAUAUACAUAUGUAUUUGUUACCAUGGCAAAUGUUAUUCCGGAAAGGACUUUAACAUAAGAAAGAAAGUGCAAAAAGCCGAACAUGACUGCGCAUUUGUAAUGUUGAGCAUGAAUGGAAGAAGGAUUAUAUGUAUGUGUUAGUAUAGAACAGAAAAGGGUGGAGAGAUUUUGAUAAUUACUGAAAGGAACAUAAUCCACCCCCCACUUGUGCUCCCUGCCACCUCCUCUCUCUCUCUCUCUCUCUCUCUCUCUCUCUCUCUCUCUCUCUCUCUCUCUCUCUCUCUCUUCUCUCUGUCUCUUUCUGUCUCCCUUUCUCUCUCUUUCUCUGAGUCCCAGCCCCUGAAGGUGUCAUAACUGUGCUCUCUCUCUCUCUCUCUCUCUCUCUCUCUCACUCUCUAUCACCGCCUUUCAGAUCUUUAAAAGCUGGUGCUUUGCUGUGUCUCUCUCGAUCUCCAUUUGUCUCCUCUGGCACUGCAGGGGACUCAACCGGCAAAGCACCAAGGAAAGCUACUGUAUAGAAACGGGAAGAAGACUGAGGAAAGGGAAAGAGAGUGAAGGAGAAAUAUACAUCCAGAAAUAGCAUCAGCCACAUUUAAGUGACAGAGAGUGACAGAGUGGAGAACCUGAGACCUGGACAGAAAAUGCCUAUCCUUUCUAACUUAACAACCGUUGUUUUGUUGCUGAUUGCUCACUGCGGAUCAUGGACGGGGGCAAACCGCUUGGGCCCCUUCAAGGUCUGUCCCUCCUGCAGGGAUCCACUAGGGGCAGGUCGCCCCCCCAGGGACCAUAAUGUUGCUGGCAGCACGUCAGUGUUGGCCCAGGGAGAACCCUGUGGUGUGUACACCUUGAGCUGUGCCAAGGGGCUCCGCUGUGUUCCCCCACCAAGGGAGCACAGCCCCCUUCAGGCUCUGUUGCAGGGAAGGGGCAUUUGCGCCAAGCACAGCAGGACUAGUCCCACUGAGAGGCCCCACCCCACAGGUCCCCAUCCGUCACACGGUGGUGACAUUGAAAAAGCCCCCUGCCGCAAGCUGCUCAAUAGUGUCCUGAGGGGUCUCGAGCUGACAAUCUUCCAGUCGGACCGUGACAUCUAUAUACCCAACUGUGACACUCGUGGCUUCUACAGGAAAAAGCAGUGCCGCUCCUCCAAGGGCAUGCAGCGUGGCCACUGCUGGUGCGUGGAUGAACUCGGCACGCCCGUGCCCUCACGUGCCAGGGAGGAUGGCACUUUACCAUGCAAUGAGGAGUGAGGGAUGAGUCCGUCCUAUUGCUCCGAGCCUGGAGGAAGAGGAGGAGUAGGAGGAGGAGGAUGAGGAGGAGGAGGAAGAGGAGGUGGUGGUGGUGGAGAAGCAGGAGCACAGGGAGAGGAGGUGGCUUUAGCAUGUGCUAGACACUGCCUGGACAGGAGGUAGCAGGGAUAAACCACUUCCUAUGGAAAACACACACUAGUUAACGUUCAUGUCCGCUCUAGAAGCAAGACACACACACUCUCACAGUCCAGCAGCAGCAACAACAACAUCUGCCUGAAUGUUCAACAGUUGCAGCAACGUCCUCUGCGUCGUCCGGUGACAUGCUGCAUGCUCACAUUAAUGCUCCGUGAACUGCCUCAGUGAUCCAAAGCGGUAUUACUCCGAAUGAUCUCUAUAUUCCCUGGCUCUUGUCCUGGCUUUCUGGUAGAUUCUGAUUUCCCUUUUUACUUUAGGAUAGCUGACACUGCCUGUGUUUGUUCUGAUCUCAGUGGGCUGAAAUACUGUUACGCGGGUGAUGUGACACAAGUGUUUGAAAAAUGUGUCUCCCUCACCGUCCUCUCUCCCUCUCUCCAAAGAUACACUGAUAUCAACAUACCUAAUUGACAGAAUAUUUCUUAUUUCUAUUAAUUUAUUUUUGAGUAUGUGUUUCCAUCAAGUACUGCUUGAAUCUUACAGUAUCUUAUAUAUACAUAUAUAUAUAUAUAUAUAUAUAUAUAUAUAUAUAUAUAUAUAUAUAUAUGUCAAGUCAGAAAAAAUAGUCAUACGAAUAUGAUCCUGGAUGCUUCUGUUGAUUUUAUUUGUCAAAAUGGCGUUCUGACUGCUUAUUAGUUGAUUGUUUGUACAUAUGUUGGAAUUUUGUGGUCGACUGUGUGUUCUGAAGUGGCAGACAAAAAGCUUACGGCUGUUACCCUUUUCAAAAAGUUGUAAGGCAUAUUUUUAUACACGUCAAUAUAAUAUUUUAUAUAUGAAUUGCUGGUUUAUUUAAUGAACUACAGUACAAUGCCAUGUAUUUUUAUAUUGUCAGCAGUUUCUUAUUUAAAGACAGAGAUUAUUUUAUUUCAUGUUAGGGGAAGUGUCUUUAUGGAAAAACUCAUCACAUUCAUCAGAGCUCUAUUUAACUGCUGCACAUCUUAUGGUUAUAUCUCAUGUUUUUAAUUUCCUUUUUUAUUUAUGCUUUGUUUAUUUGAGAAUUGAGAAUGUCCAUGUUACGAUUAUGUUUUAUGUUUGGCACAUCAUACUACAAAUUCUGAUUUCAGUAGAGGGAAAAAAUGAUCCAAUUUGUUAUUGUAAUGUCUUUCCCAAGUCCUUGCAAAAGUCAUGAAAUUGUGUGCUAUUAAAGUGUGAUUAGAAUUUAUCUAUUUCUGAACAAUCUUGUUGUGCCAUUGUGUGUGCUGUGAUGAAAGGUCUAUGCACAAAGGACCUGUACGAUUUGCAAAUAUGAAAAUAAAACAUAAUUAUAAUAAAAAUGGAGAAGAAUUAAACAUAUAUUAAU